Molecule: messenger RNA, 321 nt
Organism: Glossina fuscipes
Lineage: Eukaryota; Metazoa; Arthropoda; Insecta; Diptera; Glossinidae
Exons: 2
Coding region: 1-321 (106 amino acids)
Cellular component (GO): membrane; sarcoglycan complex
Source: RefSeq, a predicted model, not a curated record
AUGGCUGGGGACAACGCAACGGUUUAUGUUCGUACGCUUCAUCAACGCAACGGUCAAAUUCAUAAUCAACUUACAGUGGAUAAGUCAGGCGUGCAAUUUCGUGAUGUCAAUACUUUUGAUAUUAAGGAUCCAGAAACUGGUGCAGUUAUAUUUACAACGCAUCGGCCUCAUUACAAUAUGCCUAAAGGAGCUAAUGUGCUGCUAAGUUCUGAAUGGAUUCGCAUGGAUGCAGUCGCAAUGUUUCUGCAAGCUGAACAUAAUCUUUUAAUAAAUUACACUGAAGGUGCUCUUACUUUGGAAGAAAAUUCCGGUAUAUAUUGA